Molecule: messenger RNA, 5438 nt
Organism: Homalodisca vitripennis (glassy-winged sharpshooter)
Lineage: Eukaryota; Metazoa; Arthropoda; Insecta; Hemiptera; Cicadellidae
Product: latrophilin Cirl-like
Exons: 17
Coding region: 910-4506 (1198 amino acids)
Biological process (GO): cell surface receptor signaling pathway; adenylate cyclase-activating G protein-coupled receptor signaling pathway; negative regulation of angiogenesis
Cellular component (GO): membrane
Molecular function (GO): G protein-coupled receptor activity; carbohydrate binding
Source: RefSeq, a predicted model, not a curated record
AAGGACUGCAUUCCGCAUCUGUGUUCACUAGCGACACCUCGUGGCAUGCUCCUACACCAGUCGGCGGAGUGGGGAGAACUCGCUCGUCUGGCUGCCUUCGCCAUCGCCGCCGCGGCCAGUCUCCACUGUCAGUCUGUAUGGGGUGCAGAAUAACUAGUCGAGCUUUCAAAGUUCACUUGUUUUAAUUAGUUCUCACUCCGAAUGUGUGAAACUCUCCUGAUAAGUGUGCGUUUUGUAUAGUGGUGUGUGUAAAUUGGACUGUCUCUGCGACACGAAGCGGGAAUUGUGACCGAAAAGAACGUUGGUGUGCAUCUGGGCUAAGAAUCCGGGCCCACCAUUGUGUUUACAGUACUACACCGAAGAUACAUGGGUCGUUUAGAACGGUGUUCAUCGUAAACGCAUUAUGAGUGUUGUACCUGUUCAUGUACAUUCGUCUCCGUAUGUGUUAUAACGAAAGUUUUAAUUCACGACCACAGUUUUGUUUCUCGUUUUAAUGCGCUGUUUUAAAAAACAAGAACCUAACUAAUGAAACGCUUAGUUAAAGUCUCCGUGCAUAGCUGUUGUUCGCAUUUUAUGCAGUAUGUGUUUGUAUUUUAGUUCUUUGUGUUUAAAAUGUAUAUAUUUUAUGUUUUCAAACCUAUGUGACCUGGUGUAAAGUCGUCUUCAGUGGAAGUGCACAAUUUUAAACUGUAAUACAAACGAAUUACUGUUUACUGGUGGCACUGUUUUGUGUAGUGAGUGUUUCAGUGUAUGUUGAGAUCAAACAGUCUCAAGUUUCCGUUAUGUUUAUUUUGGAUUUAAUUUCCAAACUCUUUGUCAAUUGGAAUUGGAACACAUAAACAUCAUAGAACAUCAGCGAACAUAAAAUCAAACCCUCACCGUGCCAACAUUUGGUGGAGGGGGCUGACAAUGCAGUGGCUCUGGAUCUAUUCCUUGCUCGUAGCCCUAAUCGACACGGGCAAUGGUCUUGCUCGAAACAACUUAGAACAACACCGCUACGAUACGGCGUAUGCGUGUGAGGGCAAGACGCUCAAGAUCGAGUGCAAGGAUGGAGAGCUGAUACAUCUGAUCCGUGCCAACUACGGGCGAUUCUCCAUCACUAUCUGCAACGACCACGGCAACACCGAGUGGAGUGUCAACUGCAUGUCGCCCAAGUCCCUCCGCGUCCUCCACAGCAAAUGCACACAACACCAGAACUGCAGCAUACAGGCCAGCACCAGCCUCUUCGCAGACCCUUGUCCUGGGACUCUCAAGUACCUGGAGGCCCACUACCAGUGUGUCCCAGCUGCUAUGACGACGACGACAACAAGGCCCAGUCCGCCGUGGUUGAUGACUUCACAGCCCAGCGUGUGGAGCACCGCCAAACCUGUGACUGUGAGACCUGGGCCCCCACCACCCCCGCCGAUAGUGCAGUACUCUCCCACCACAUCUUCAUCCUUGCCACCACCCCCUGCCUUGCCACCUCUCCAGGACCCCGAUCCUGAGGAACCAGAGGACCACGGGCUGGAGACCACCACUGUGUCUGUUACCACAGUCGUGUCUUCCCCCACCCCACCUUCCACCACAGGGGAAGUGGUGGGUAUCGGGUCAGGCAACGGUCCAGGAGAAAAGGUCCUGAAAGGGGAACUGUGUCCACCAACUUCUGCCAGGGGCCUGUACUGGAACUGGACCCAGGUGGGGGAUUUGAGUGCGCAGCCUUGCCCAGGCGGGGCCACGGGGCUGGCGCGCUGGCGGUGUAUGGGAGCUACAGAUCCGACCCUGCCGCCUCGUCGCCACCCUGCAUCCCCCGACCUCAGCGAGUGUCGCAGUGUCUGGCUUACCAACCUCGACAGUCGCAUCACCGAGGGCGACACCAUCAUCAGCAUUGCCAAUGACUUAUGCUCUGUAACUGAAAGCAAAACGCUGUAUGGCGGUGAUAUGAUGACGACCACCAAGAUCAUCAAGAAGAUGGCGACUAAGAUGUCUGCCGACAUAGCGACGUUCCCGGAUCCACGGCAACGUGAGGCAAUCGUAACCGAGUUGUUGCAUGGGGUGGUGAAGACCAGUAGCAACCUCCUGGACAGUUCACAGCUGGCCUCAUGGCGAGACCUCACUCAUAAGGAGCAAAUGAGGGUGGCUACCUCCCUCCUGGUCGGGUUGGAGGAGAACUCAUUCCUCUUGGCAGAAACUGUCAUCCGCGAGAAGACUGUCACGCAUUCCGUCAAAAAUAUAUUGUUGAGUGUGCGAGUGCUGGAGCUGCGCAACGUGGGAGCAGAAGUGUUCCCCGCCCCCGGCACAGUGGACCAGUGGGGUGGCGGGGGCGGGGGCAGUUCGGUGGGUGGCGGCAACUGGAUCCGGCUGGAGCGUGAAGCUCUGAUGGAGAACAGUGAAGGUGGUCUCGUACGGCUGGUACUGGUGGCGUUCGACCGCCUGGAGGAGAUCCUGCAGGUGGAAGCCCCCAACGCCACACGCCUGAUCAACAGUAAGGUGAUAUCGGCCAGUCUGGGCAAGGGCCGGCACAUCCAGCUAUCUGACCCAGUCACAAUCUGCCUCAGGCACAUCCGCACCGACAAUGUCACCAAUCCUGUCUGUGUCUUCUGGGACUACACCAUGAGUUCGUGGUCCGAGGAAGGGUGUAGAGUGGAAUCCACCAACCUCACUCACACCAUCUGUAAGUGCGACCACUUGACUAACUUCGCUAUCCUGAUGGACGUACAAGCCACCUACUUGCCCCCGAACCAUGCCAGGGCACUCCAGGUCAUCACCUACAUAGGGUGCAUCAUUUCUGUGGUGUGCCUCAUACUUGCGAUUAUCACGUUUCAACUUUUCCGUGGAUUAAAGUCGGACAGGACCACGAUCCACAAGAACCUGUGCGUGUGCCUCCUGGUUGCUGAGGUCCUGUUUCUUGCCGGUAUCGGCCAGACAGACCAAGCUAUCCUCUGUGGGGUCGUCGCCGGACUACUGCACUUCUUCUUUCUGUGUGCGUUCGCCUGGAUGUUUCUGGAAGGUUUCCAGUUAUAUGUGAUGUUGAUCGAGGUGUUUGAGGCGGAGAAGUCGCGUAUCCGAUGGUACUAUCUGUUUGCGUACGGCGCACCACUCAUCAUCGUGGCAAUCUCGUGCUUCAUCGAUCCCUACAGUUACGGGACGGACCGCUACUGCUGGCUCAGGGCUGACAACUUCUUCAUAUUCAGCUUCGUCGGGCCAGUUAUUGCUGUGAUACUUGCAAAUCUAGUCUUUUUAAGUAUGGCAAUCUAUAUGAUGUGCAGGCAUGCAAAUGCCUCAGUGUCUAUGAAGAGUAAGGAGCAUUCACGACUCGCGAGUGCCAGUGGAGAAGAAGAAAAUGCUCUUCAGAACAAAUUACUAUCACACCUGGCCUGGCUGAGAGGAGCUAUCGUUCUCGUCUUCCUCCUCGGCCUCACUUGGACGUUCGGCCUGCUGUACCUCAAUGAAGAAUCCGUCUUCAUGGCAUACAUAUUUACAGUGUUGAAUAGCUUACAAGGACUUUUUAUAUUUGUGUUCCAUUGUGUUCAAAAUGAAAAGGUUCAGAAAGAAUAUAGGAAAAUGUUGAGGAGGCAGCCGUGGUUGGUGAAGUGCCUGGGGUGUGUGGGUGAGGCGAGCGUCUCGACGAGUGGGAGUGGCAGCGGCAGCGGCAGUGGUAGCGGGAAGGAACGGAGGUCCAGUCUCUACACGGGCUCCAACGGCAACCCGUCGUCGCACACGCACACGCAUUCACACGCGCACGCAGAUGCACAUGGAACUAGUUAUAUCCUGCAGCGGGGCUGGAGCUGUGGGGGCUCCGGCGGGGCAGUGGGCCCCGCGGUCGCCACUCUCCCCUACACCCAUCCCCGCCCCCCGCCCCCCCAGCCCAACAUUCCCAAGUCCGCUACAACAACAUGGGAUCCGCUUCAUAAGCCUUUUAUGUGGAAGAACAUUUCUUUUAAGUCUUACAGUCGGGACUCUGGCCACGGAGGCUCAGAGAAGGAAGAAUCGCCGAGGGCACACUCGAGUACACUGAAUGAACGGCAGCGGCAAGGCUACUACCCGGACUGUCUGCCAUCACACCAUCUGGCACCACCAGGUCACCGUGGUCGUGCAGCCAGUCCAUGGAACCACACGUACACAGAGAUACGUGAGCAGCAGGCAGCAGCAGCUCGUGAAGAGGACCCGGUCUACGAGGAGAUAGAGCGUGAGAGGGAACGUGAGAGGGAGCGACACGAGGUGAGCGUGAGCGACAUGAGUGACGAGGAUGGCCGGAGACAAAGCGACAUGAGCCGACAAUCGUCCCGUAGUUACGGUGACCACCGCCCACUUAUCCCGUAUUCACCACCUCAUCUCUCCCCGUCACCCAACUUCCAGAUGGCGUUGGAUGUAGCACUACGUCACCGGUUGGAGCAGGCGCGCGCGCAGGGUAGUGUGGCCGUGCUGGACGGUGAGACCGUGGUCUGUCACCUGACUCCGGAAGCUCACCCUCACCCUCAUCUGUACUCGUGCAGGACUAUGAUUCAUCAGCCGUACAGCGAGUGUUAAUUCCUCUUAGACAUUAAAUUAAUUUAUUUAAUAUACAAUGUAAAAACGUGCAGCUUUGGAGACACAACACGUGUUGACAGCGUUGACUCCUUGUGUGUAUAUUGUACAUAGAAACUUUAUAAUAAAUUAUGAUACAUAAAUGUAACUCACUGUGAAAAAUCUAUGUAGUGUGAGAUGUGUUAAGUUUAAUACUUCGCAUUAUAGAUAUUCGGACACAGUGUGUUCACCUUAAUAAUAAAACUACCUGUGAUGAGGCCAUGUAGUGGUAGAACACUACCCCUAGACUGUAUGUAUAGUUUAAUUUUAAACUUCCCAAGACUUAACUAUUUGCACCAACAAUUUGCAAAUAAACAAUACGAGUUAUUUAACUUUUAUUUUGCUGUGAUGAUUAUUAUUUAAUUUAUUCUGUUAUACAGUUUUUAAUACAUAAUUGCACAUUUGUCAUUGAAACCCGAGUUUUUCGUAAUGUCAAAUGAUGUACAUUUUAGUGUAAAAAAUUGUUGUAGGGAUAUUUUCUUCUGCAGUAUGCCUCUCUUACCCGAACAGAAUGUGCCCCUGUACUGGCUGUCUAUGAAAAAGUUAAAAUUUUAACCUCAGUUCUCACGUUUAUAUUUAGUUAUUUUAAUGUAGUUCUUUUAGGCUGUACAAAAAGGCGAACCGUGUUAGCAUCAACAACCAUGUCCUAUUGUGAACUACGGCAGUGCUUUGGAAAACAAUAGUUGAUGUAGCUAACAACCAAGAAACUUUGUAAGAGAGAGUUUAUUGUAUCAUGAAAAUGUUGUUCCAUAUUGUGAAGGGUCUAGAGACCCUAGAUCUGAUCACAGUACUGAGACUGUAUAUAAGUGGAGAUUUGUAAAUGUGUACAUACCUAAAGUUCCGGUUUAGUUGUACAAAUAUACCUUAUGAUGAAUAAAUAUUAUUUUGAAACACUA